UUUCCACCGCCUUCGCCAUAACCAGCAUCACGUUCGCUCUUCGAUCUCCUCUCAAACGAUGGUGAGUAUACAUAAUAAAUUCUGGGAUCUCAUGUCCCGUAGAGUUCAGGUUCAUUCUUAUAUGAAUGUCUCCAGAUAUCAUCAUAAGGUUUGGAAGAAGCGAAAGCAAACCAUUCCGGCAGAACAUAUAAAACACAGAGGAAGAGUUUGUGAGGUUUACGCACUCAAGGAGGGAUUAAAGUAUAUCGAUGAAGAUUUUUUCGACGAUUCAAAGGUUAAAGAAAUGAUGAGAGGUGCAAAAGAGUUCAACAUACCAACAUUCAGAGAGAACCGUGAACUUGUAGCAUCUGAAGACGGAGGCCUGCAUAAUCCAUCAGUUCUUGUAUUCAAUUCAUCUUGGGGAAGCAAUGAAGCUCCAAUCAAAGUUGAAAAGUUUAAUUAUCCUUCUCUCUCUGGAGUGCAGAGGCCAACAAAGGAAGAUGAUAUUGCCUUCAUGACGGUACUUGAACUAGGAGUACUAAUUAGAACCAAGAAGAUCACUUCACUGGAGCUUACAGACAUUUUUCUUCAAAGAUUGAAGAGGUAUAAUCAUGUCCUUGAAGCCGUGAUUACAUAUACUGAAGAGUUAGCACACUCGCAGGCGAAGGAAGCAGAUAGACUGCUUGAACAAGGAAUUUACCUGGGUCCUCUCCACGGAAUUCCAUAUGGGUUGAAAGAUAUCAUAUCUGUUCCAAAUUACAAGACCACCUGGGGUUCAAAAAUGUUCAAAGAUCAGGUUCUCGACAUUGAAGCUUGGGUGUAUAAAAGGCUAAAGAAUGCAGGAGCUGUUCUUGUGGCAAAGCUUGUUACUGGGUCGCUGGCUUAUGAUGAUAUCUGGUUUGGGGGAAGGACCCGUAACCCUUGGAAUAUUGCGGAGUUUUCUACUGGUUCAUCAGCUGGGCCUGCUGCCAGCACCUCUGCAGGUUUGGUUCCUUUUGCCAUUGGCUCUGAAACUAUUGGGUCCAUGAUUCUCCCUGCUGCUCGAUGCGGGACAACUUGCCUACGUCCCACUUUUGGUACCGUUGGACGAACCGGUGUAAUGAGCCUCUCUGAGAGCUUGGAUAAGCUUGGCCCUUUCUGCAGAAGUGCAGAAGACUGUGGAGUUAUAAUAGAUGCUAUUCAGGGAAAAGACCCAGACGACCUCUCAUCUCGACACGUACAUCUUAAGGAUCCAUUCUCGGUUGACAUAACAAAACUCACUGUUGGAUAUCUUGAAGACGCUGAAAUGGACGUUGUUCACCUUCUUUCUUCCAAGGAUGUUAAUGUUGUCCCUUUCAAGCUGAACUAUACAGUUAAAUCGGUUCAGGAAGUUCUUAAGUUCACGAUGAAUGUUGACAUGCUAGCCCACUUUGACAAGUGGCAGAGAUUAGGAUAUGAUGAUGAUUAUGAAGCUCAAGAUCAGUGGCCAGUGGAUCUUCGUCUUGCUCGACUGAUCCCUGCAGUAGAUUAUAUUCAGGCCCAAAGGGUGCGGGGCAAAAUAAUUAAGGAAGUUCGUGAAAGCUUUACAGUUGAUGCAUUUAUUGGCGAUGUAACUGACUGGGAAAGGGUCUGCUUAGGAAAUCUGGUAGGCUUUCCUGUUGUUGUUAUUCCUACUGGUUUUAAGAACAUUGAAGACCCACCGGAAGGUGGUACACGAAGAAGAAGUACAAUCACAACAGGCAUAUAUGCACCUCCUGACCAUGAUCACAUUGCUCUAGCACUAGCCAUGGCAUACCAAUCAGCUACCGAUCAUCACAAACAGCGCCCACCAAUCGAUGACCUCGGUCCAAAUGAUCCAUCCCCAAUUACGGGUAAAAGAAAGUCUCGAUGAGGGAGAUAAUAGCAGAUUGCGACAAUUGGCGUAAAUCCUCCAUUGAACAUUUAGUAUGAAAUGUUGUAUACUUGUA
Molecule: messenger RNA, 1925 nt
Organism: Asparagus officinalis (garden asparagus)
Lineage: Eukaryota; Viridiplantae; Streptophyta; Magnoliopsida; Asparagales; Asparagaceae
Product: glutamyl-tRNA(Gln) amidotransferase subunit A-like
Exons: 14
Coding region: 59-1849 (596 amino acids)
Molecular function (GO): catalytic activity
Source: RefSeq, a predicted model, not a curated record